GAUGGAAUCGAUGAGCUGGACGAUUUCACCAAAAUGGCUCGGGAGAGAGCAGAUAUUGAAGCGAAAUAUGGGAAAACGAUGCAACAGUUUGCAGAAAAAUGGAAAGCCCAUGUGGAUAGAGGUGUUCAAUCUGGCUGUAUAAAGAAAGCCUGGUUAGGUGUACUAGAAGAAGCCGAAGCUAUCUCUGUCCAACACAAUCGAGUAAGGGAUCGACUGAUGGAAGAGGUCCUCAAAACCUUGGCGCUUUACCGGAAAGAGAAUUAUCAUCCAUCAGCGUUUCGAGCGCCAAAAGAAAUUCGCGAAGCAGAGGAAGGCUUUGAAAGGAUGGAACGAGUUCUUGGAAAACCUGCUAAUAUUUGUCCAAUGCACAGGUAUGACUUUAAAAGGGGACAAUGGCGACGGCGAACUUGA
Strongylus vulgaris is the source of this 411-nucleotide messenger RNA. The record is from the annotation of a GenBank genome assembly. NCBI's taxonomy places the organism in Eukaryota, Metazoa, Nematoda, Chromadorea, Rhabditida, Strongylidae.